This is a messenger RNA of Arachis duranensis, 724 nucleotides long. RefSeq names its product protein GL2-INTERACTING REPRESSOR 1. The record is from RefSeq and is a predicted model, not a curated record. Bases 114 to 608 code for a protein of 164 amino acids. NCBI's taxonomy places the organism in Eukaryota, Viridiplantae, Streptophyta, Magnoliopsida, Fabales, Fabaceae. The transcript is spliced from 2 exons.
AUUUCAUCACACAACAUACUCUCUCUCUCUCUCUCUUUCUUUCUCUCUCACAAUUAAAUUAAGCUUUAUUAAAUCACCCCCCUCUCUUCAUUAUAUAAACAUGGCCUUCCUUCAUGGUCCAAACCCUCCAAUACAAACAUAAAACAUCACUUUCUUUCUUAUAUCUUCCACUUCUCCCUCAAUUUCUUAAGGUGAAAGACAGAAAGAGUAGCCGAAGAGGAAGAAAACCAAUAACUAACAAAACCAUGAGUCAGAGGAAUGGAAGGUUUCCAAAGCUUGACUUGAAGCUGAACCUAUCACCACCAAGGGUUGACCGGAGGAGGGUGGUGGAGGAGGAGGAGUUGUCGCCGGCUCGAUCGGCAACCGUGUCGCCGCCGAGUUCGUGCGUGUCAACUGAGCUGAAUAACCAAGAUGACAACGACAGUGUGAAGUGGUCAGACAGCCCUGAAGCUACGUUCAUGGUGGUUGUUGGUUGCCAACGUUGUCUCAUGUAUGUGAUGCUCUCUGUUGAUGAUCCUAAGUGUCCCAAAUGCAAGAGCACCGUUUUGCUUGAUGUUCUUCAAGACAACAACAUUGACAACAACAACACAAGGAGGAACAAGAACUAGACUAGUAUUUUAUUUUCUACCUUCUUUUGAGUACUUCUUUUGCGGCAGAAAAAUCUUUCUGUGACUCUUUUAUUUUCCUUUUACUUGUUACCUUUCACUCUGUCACUAUUUUUAGU